This is a messenger RNA of Drosophila busckii, 2359 nucleotides long. RefSeq names its product alpha-N-acetylglucosaminidase (gene Naglu). The coding region runs from base 41 to 2335 and encodes 764 amino acids. The record is from RefSeq and is a predicted model, not a curated record. The transcript has 2 exons. Lineage: Eukaryota; Metazoa; Arthropoda; Insecta; Diptera; Drosophilidae.
UUUUUCACGUUCAUUAUCAAAGCUGCAGCUGUCGUAAAUCAUGCACGGACUACGCUUGCUGUUGAUCUUGCUCUUGAUACAGCAAGGACGGAGUAAAGACUUUGGUGCUGAGCUGCUGUCGCGCAUUGUGCCGGAGACAAAACCAAUUGAGCAGGAGCUGGCAGUACGUGAGCUCAUAGAACGUGUGCUGGGCGAGCGUGCAGCGAAUUUAUUUGAAGUGCAGGUGGAUAAGUCGCUGGAGCUGCGCAGCUAUCAGAUUGAACUGCUGACUACGCGCAAAGUGCGCAUUGCUGGCUGGGAUGGUGUGUCAGUCUGCAAGGGUUUGCAUUAUUAUCUGAAGUACGCUCUGCACAAAGAUGUGGACUGGUUUAAGACUCAAAUCGAGCUGCCCGACAAUCUGCAGCUGCCGAAUAUAACUUAUCGCUCCACAAGCGCCAGUGCCAUUGUUUAUUAUCAAAAUGUAUGCACUUGGAGCUACAGCUUUGCCUGGUGGAACUUUGCGCAGUGGCGUAGACACAUUGAUUGGAUGGCGCUCAUGGGCAUCAAUCUCAGUCUAGCGCCCAAUCAGGAGCACAUUUGGCAGCAGCUAUAUCAAGAGCUUGGACUAAGCGCUGAGGAAAUUGCUGCACACUUUGCUGGACCUGCAUUUCAAGCUUGGCAGCGCAUGGGCAACAUACGCGGCUGGGCAGGUCCAUUGCCGCCCACGUACACCAGACUACAGCAGCUGCUGCAGCAGCAAGUGCUCCAAGCACAACGUGCGCUGGGCAUGAGCGUAGCGCUGCCUGCAUUUGCUGGACAUGUGCCUGUAGCUAUGCGUCGCAUCUAUCCAAAUGCCAGUUUGACCGCUAUGGAGCGCUGGAAUCACUUUCCCAGCAGCUAUUGCUGCAGCUUGUUUGUGGAGCCCAGUGAUCCACUUUUCAAGCAGCUGGCUACGUUGUUUCUGCAGCGUGUGCAGCAAACUUAUGGCAGCAAUCACAUUUACUUUAGUGAUCCCUUCAAUGAAAUGCGUCCGCGUCUGGCUGAGCCGGCGUAUGUCGAGGCGACAGCCAAGGCUAUAUAUGAAUCCAUGCAUGCAGUGGAUGCUCAAGCUGUAUGGCUGCUGCAGGGUUGGAUGUUUUUGCGCACAAGCUUUUGGUCGGAUGCCUUGGUGCAGGCUUUUCUUACUGCUGUGCCGCUGGGCAAUAUUCUGGCGCUGGAUUUGCAAAGCGAGCAGUUUCCACAGUAUCAACGCACUUACUCCUACUAUGGGCAGCCUUUUGUCUGGUGCAUGCUGCAUAAUUUUGGUGGCACGCUGGGCAUGUUUGGCUCCGUGGAGAUUAUAAACAAAGGCAUUACUGCAGCUAGACGUUUGCCACAUGGCAGCAUGGUGGGCGUUGGGAUAACACCCGAAGGCAUUGGACAGAACUAUGUGCUGUAUGCGCUGACGCUAGAGCGCGCCUGGAGCGACGCUGAGCUGCAGCUGGUUGAUUGGUUUAAUUAUUACGCUUGGACACGUUAUGGCGUCAAUGAUACGCGUCUAGCUCAAGCCUGGCAGCUGCUGCGUGGCAGCGUCUAUUCCUACUACGGACUAGAGCGCAUGCGCGGCAAAUAUGCCAUCAAUCGACGUCCUAGUCUAGGUCAAACACCCUGGACCUGGUACAACAGCUCCAGCAUUGAGCAAGCCUGGCAGCUGCUGCUGUCAGCCAAUGCUAUUAUACCACUGGAGGACGACAAGUACGCCAUGUAUGCUCAUGAUCUGGUGGACAUAACGCGUCAAUUUCUACAGCAAAGCGCUGAUCAGCUUUAUGUUAAUCUCAAGUCUGCUUAUCGCAAGAAGCAGCUGCAGCGCUUUGAAUAUUUGGGCAGCAAGCUGCUACUACUGCUGGAUGACUUGGAGCUCAUACUAGCAAGUAGCUCACACUUUUUGCUUGGCUCCUGGCUGCAGUCCAGCAAGCAAUUGGCACCAACGUCACAGCUACGCGCUAACUUCGAAUUCAAUGCACGCAAUCAAAUCACAGCUUGGGGUCCAGAUGGUCAAAUACUCGACUAUGCCUCCAAGCAGUGGUCCGGCCUUGUUGCUGACUACUACAAGCCACGUUGGCAGCUAUUCCUGGAUGCUGUUACCUUAGCGCUGCAGUCCCAGCGCUCCUUUAAUGCCACCGAUUAUAAACUGCGCGUUGCCAAAGAGAUUGAGCUGCCUUUUAGUUAUGAAACCAAGGAGUACCCCACGCAUUCCAUUGGCGACAGUUGGUACAUUUCGCAGCAAAUCUAUGCCAGAUGGCUAGACUUCUCUAAGGAUACACAAUUUCUGCAUUAUAAUUGCUUGCCUGUUAAUAUACGUUACACUGAAUUUUGACAUUUUAUAACUUAACUAAAAAUA